Eruca vesicaria subsp. sativa (arugula) is the source of this 1021-nucleotide messenger RNA. Lineage: Eukaryota; Viridiplantae; Streptophyta; Magnoliopsida; Brassicales; Brassicaceae. The record is from the annotation of a GenBank genome assembly.
CGCCGUGAUCUUUCUCCUCUUACCACCGUCGUCAUCUCCAUCCUCUUCGUCUUCGCCUCUCCUAUACGGUUAUAAAAUGGAUAACUUGGAAGAUCUGAAAAUUGUGGUGGAGCAGUGGUCGAAUCAAGGCAUUGAGUAUCUUCAGAAGAUACCACCGUUUCAGCUUUAUGCUGCUAUUGGUGUUCUGUUGUUGACAACCAUUUUGCUCCUAUCAUUUCGCUUGGCCAGACGUACCAAUUCCAACACUGUACUCCUUUCUGGGCUGACAGGAAGUGGAAAGACUGUGCUUUUCUAUCAACUCCGAGAUGGAUCAUCGCAUCAGGGGACUGUGACAUCAAUGGAACCGAAUGAAGGCACUUUUGUUCUUCAUAGUGAAAACGCUAAGAAAGGAAAAAUCAAGCCUGUUCAUCUUGUUGAUGUUCCUGGGCACUCUCGUCUUCGACCCAAGCUUGAAGAAUUCUUGCCCCAAGCAGCUGCCAUUGUGUUUGUAGUCGACGCCUUGGAGUUCCUCCCUAACUGCCGUGCAGCUUCAGAGUACCUAUACGACAUUCUGACCAAUGCCAACGUUGUCAAGAAGAAGAUACCAGUCCUCCUUUGCUGUAACAAGACGGAUAAACUCACUGCACAUACCAAGGAGUUCAUCAGGAAGCAGAUGGAGAAAGAAAUUGAGAAACUGAGGGCUUCGAGAAGUGCAGUAUCUACAGCUGAUAUAGCCAAUGACUUCACCAUUGGGAUCGAAGGCGAAGUGUUCUCCUUCUCGCAUUGCUCUAACAAAGUCACUAUCGCUGAAACAUCUGGACUCAACGGAGAUACCAUUCAGGUCCAAGACUUCAUUCGAGAAUACAUCAAGCCCUGAGAGCUAACAUGUACACAUCCGUAGAUUGAAUCUUAUCAUAAGAUUUCUUAUGCUUUGGUCUGUAACUUUGUUUUGAAUUUAGAGGUCCUUUGUACAUUAGUUACUGUCAGAGAUUCGUAGCUAUAUUUUCUGAGUUGGAUAAUCAGAGUGUUUAAGAAAAAAAUU